CGCCGUGCCAGAUCAGAAGAGAGGAGGCGGCCCCUCUGGUGAAAACAGCGCUUUGAACGUCUAACGUCAACCUAGCUUUUAACGGGGUUGAGGCAUUAUGGGCAAUACCAGUGACAGGGUGUCUGGAGAUCGCCAUGGGGCCAAAACCCAUCGCUCUGACAGUGGGGGAAGUCACAAAGACCAUGAACCCAGCAGCAAGAUGGUGGACAGCACGGACGAUCCCAACAUUUUCAACACCCAUGGACCUGAGUCAAAGGCUUUAGGAGAGAAAGAGUUCACCCCAGACCUGGAUGACCUGGUGAAAACAGGUCCUCAGGCCAGACCAACUGUCAUUCGAUGGGCUGGUGGGGGCAAGGAGGUCUAUAUAGCUGGCUCCUUCAAUAACUGGAGUACCAAGAUCCCUCUAAACAAAAGCCAUAAUGACUUUGUAGCAAUCCUGGACUUGCCAGAGGGAGAGCACCAGUACAAGUUCUUUGUGGAUGGACAAUGGGUCCAUGAUUCUUCAGAGCCGGUGGUAACCAGCCAGCUUGGCACCAUCAACAACCUGAUCCAUGUGAGGAAGUCUGACUUUGAGGUGUUUGAUGCCCUGCAGGUGGACUCAUUGGAGUGCUCUGACACAUCAGAUUUGUCCAGCUCUCCCCCAGGGCCUUACGGACAGGAGCAGUACAUCUUCAGACCUGAGGAGCGUUUUAAAGCCCCCCCUAUACUCCCCCCGCACCUCCUUCAAGUCAUACUCAACAAGGACACAAACAUAUCUUGUGACCCUGCCUUGCUUCCUGAACCAAACCAUGUCAUGCUGAACCACCUGUAUGCUCUGUCAAUAAAGGAUGGUGUGAUGGUGCUCAGCGCGACUCACCGGUACAAGAAGAAAUAUGUCACAUCUUUGCUUUACAAGCCGAUCUAAGCCUCAUCUACAUGCUCCACGGUGCUUAUAGAGAGCGGCAUGUUUGUAUUCUGCUGGUUUUUAUCAUCACAUUUAGCGGAAAAUUGCACUAAAACAACGGACGUCAGGUCAGCCAAAAGGUUCACACAUUUCUGCGUAGAGCUCUGAACAAAAAGAGUGCCCUGACAAUAUGCACAAGGUGGCUGCUCGGCCCGGGCCUCAAAUUCAACAGAAUAAUAAUGGUUCUGUGGCGUUUUCCUGUUGCACAUCUACAGUUAUCUGAUGAUAAGGAACUGAGGAAACCACUGUGUGUGCGAGUGUGUGUGUGUGUGUGUUUGCAGCACCCGGGGAUUCUUUGCAUGUUGGUGUGCACAAAGAAAACGUAGCUUUUUUUUGUAUGACAGGGAUAAAAGGAAGGGUCAGAUGACAGCGCACAGAGCUGUCUUACGCUGGUACGAGUGCCAUGAGAUCAGUAGCUUUGUAUUGAAAAGUCUAUUUCAUUAUUGCACUUUCAAAGGAUAUUCUAAUUGAAAAUAGAUUUUGAGUUUUAUUGGUGUGGAUAGAGUAUUGUGACCCCUCUAUGGAUCGGAUAGAGUUCAGUUCUCACACUUGGGAACUUCAGGUCAUCUUCGGUGGUUGCUUGCGGAAUGACCAAGCAGCCAAAAUGGCCGUCAGUAAGACCUGAACAUCACUGAGUACAGAAAACGUGACACAACUUGAUUGUAAAGUACAAUACACUGGGCUGUAGGACGAAAUCUAGUUUACUUCAAAGCAAGGUCAGCAGUGGGACAUUUAGUUCCUGUUGGAUGGUCAGCACCCACCAAAGGGAUGUUUUGAGGGAGAAGGAGGAGGUAGUGAACAUCUUAUGUAAGCAACAUAAUCACAAAUUGUGUUGUAUCUUAGUACUGGGGUAACUGAUAAAUGAGUAAAACAACAGAUGAGUGGGAGAUUGCGAACCGUCAACAAAUGUCCGUUUUGUGUCCACCGUUUGUAGACAAUGUGGUUAUUCCAGAUAACCCCCUCCUACGCACAUACACCCACGCCCACCUGAGACUCGGAUGUUAGUGUGAAUUGAUGAUCCUACUGGGUUGGACUAAGGUAGACGGGGAAGGUAAUACCCCCCAGGGCUGCGAGCCUGUGUUUAGUUAAUGCUGUUGCCUUUAUCUUGACAAAACGCUGCGAGCACUUUAACCCAUCCUGUGAGCAGGUAUGUUGACAUAAGCUUUUAACUAUGCAGCAGACAACUCUCGUACUGUAGCUGUUUUUUUUUUUUUUUUUAUUUCACAGUCCAAUCUGCAUUUUAGAGAGAUGCUAAAGUUGCGGUGCUUUGUAUGUGUGUGUAUACGCGUCUAGUUCUAUUUAUCAAAUAGGAAUGUAAUGUAUUUCUGUUGUGUGUAUUUAUAUACAAUGACUUAUACACCCAAAAAGUUGCAGCUGCUUUGCAUGUGUGGAAUGUCUAUAAGUUAUACGAGUCAUGAGUGCUUUUGACCAGUGUGCCCACCCCCCUACCCCACAUAGUGUUUGAGGUCUAAUUUUGAAAGGUAUUGCAAAAUAUAUUGCCAACUUGGACUUCUGAGGUCCUGAACAGCGGUUGCGUUUGAGACUGUUCUUCAUUUUAUCUUGAAAGAUAACCCUGCGGAAGUGUCUGUUUGCAAGGAGUGUACAGAGCAUGGCACUCCAGCCAGUCUUUUGACAAACGGGUAGGCCUAACCACACUUCCUGUUUCUUCUAACUUGCAGUAAAGUGAAUAUGAGCUCGACAGAGAUCAACAAAUGUUACUUCAUCAUCAUUUUAAACUUCACCAUUGGCGGUCAGACAGUUUCGGUAUCUGCCCGUAUGCUUCCGUAAUAGACAGCCGAAUUCUGCAGUGGGCUUGAACGAACUGAUGACAGUAAAAACAAUAGAAGGCGAAUAAUAACUUGUGUUAGAUACAUGUCCAGUGAAGUGAUAUAAGAAGGUUAAAUAAGUUAUAGACAUUCAAAAUGAGUAUAUAUCUCUGGAGAUAAAAGGGAGGACAAGGAUAUUGUGCAUUUAUGCCAAAAACCAAAACUUGAAUUUUACAACUAUUUUGUGUUUGUCAAGAAAAUACUUUGCAGCACCAGUGUUCAAAUCCAGUGUACGGGCUUUUACUUGGUUGCAAAUAAAGAGAGGGCACGUUGUUCCUCCUUCCU
Lampris incognitus (smalleye Pacific opah) is the source of this 3054-nucleotide messenger RNA. It is a transcript of the gene prkab2, whose product is annotated as protein kinase, AMP-activated, beta 2 non-catalytic subunit. Gene Ontology annotation, cellular component: nucleus; cytoplasm; nucleotide-activated protein kinase complex. Gene Ontology annotation, molecular function: protein kinase binding. The record is from RefSeq and is a predicted model, not a curated record. NCBI's taxonomy places the organism in Eukaryota, Metazoa, Chordata, Actinopteri, Lampriformes, Lampridae. Bases 98 to 904 code for a protein of 268 amino acids. The transcript is spliced from 8 exons. Gene Ontology annotation, biological process: signal transduction.